CCCAUCUCCCCUCUCUAUUCGACACGCCUCCUCAUCCCACUACCUUGUAACGCUUGGAAGUUAUGCCAAAAUCAAUUACGAGUGGCGUUGCGAAGCUUUCGCUCGAGCAAUCGAAACGAACGAAAAAGAAGACGACUCGCGAGGAGCGUCGUCAGAAGCGCCUCUUAUAUGAAGAGUGGGUGUACGGGUUCCAUUUGAAGAAUAAGCACCUCCGCAUGGCUGCCGAGAAAUACAAGCUUCGCUGGCAGACACGGCCUGGACCCACCAUGCUUAAGCUCAUCAGCUAUUUCGAACGAGCUUCAGGAGUCGACUUUUCGUGCAGUCCCGUGGUCUAUCGGGAUAGACCCGGCCUUAUAAUCACAUUCGUCAAAGACGAUGGUCGGAAAAGGUUAGAGAAGAACACGUUUUCGCACGAGGACAUGGAUAAAGUACGCGAGAUCAUUGGGCGUCCAACUGGGACCAAGCCAAAGUGGUUUGACGUUUCGGGUGAUGACAUAGACGGUGAACUCAGUAGCGAGGAUGAACAAUUUCCGGACACGGGCUUUCGGCCAAAUGAGUUGAAACCCAGCUGGCCCUGCAAUGACACCCAGGAGAGUACCAAUAUACAGGAUGAGUAUGACUCGUCUGGGUUGGGCUUUGAUGAUGCCCCAGAAAGUAAUUUGGACGAUACUUCCGAUGAAUACCUGAGCUCGGAAGAAGAAUAAAUGCAUUUUUAUUAAAUGCAUUUAGAGUCCUUUCCUCCUUUCCUUUCUUCUCUACCCCCUAUCCCUUUCAUUUUACUUUUGUGUCCUU
This is a messenger RNA of Fomitiporia mediterranea MF3/22, 792 nucleotides long. RefSeq lists its product as uncharacterized. The coding region runs from base 63 to 704 and encodes 213 amino acids. The transcript has 2 exons. Lineage: Eukaryota; Fungi; Basidiomycota; Agaricomycetes; Hymenochaetales; Hymenochaetaceae. The record is from RefSeq and is a predicted model, not a curated record.